GAACCACUAAAUUCCUGGCACAAUCAUCAACUGUGAGCGAGACCAAGAAUCUAAGAUUACUGCUGGAGUAAAAGGUGGAAAAGAAAUGAUAAUCAGAAAAUGGAUGCAGUGUGGGCUUUCUAACACUCUCGAUCGCAAAGGAUUUUGGUCCACGUGUAUCCUUGGGAUAGACAUUGGUGAGCACUUGAUCGGCAUGGUGCGUAAGAGUAUACGCCAUUACUGUGAUCAGGAUAUAGAGGAGCGGUUGCAAUGGAUGGGUGUCAACAAUCUUCAAAUCUUAUCAGGAAGUCGAUGGCUUUUCUGAUUUUGUUGUGUCUUGCUCUUUUUUGAUAUGGCCUGUGUGAGCUCCAUUGGUGAUAUUGUUGACUAUGUGAUUUUCUUAUUCUUGAAUGUUUACAACGUUUUUACAUGAAUUUUGUAUAGCGGACUUAUAGCC
Messenger RNA from Cylicocyclus nassatus, 436 nucleotides. The record is from the annotation of a GenBank genome assembly. NCBI's taxonomy places the organism in Eukaryota, Metazoa, Nematoda, Chromadorea, Rhabditida, Strongylidae.